UCAAUCUCUUUCCCCAAUCUCUCUCUCAGGUUUCUCUCUCCUCUCUCUCCAGAAGGGAAAAAAAAAUUCCCUUAAAGAAACCCGCUUGUUUGUUUAACCAAAUCUCUCUCAUAUCUUUGCGAUGGAUGACGAUGGGUUUCGCAAUUGGGGUUACUACGAACCAGCGGCUGCUACAUCGUUCAAAGGUAACCUCGGUUUGCAACUAAUGCCAACCAUCGAUCGCAACACUAAACCGUUUCUACCCGGUCGAGAUCCUAAUCUAAUGAUCGGCCAAACCGGUUCAUACCACCACCACCAGCACCACCCUGAGCCUCACAUGAGCUACAAUUGGAUUAACCAACACAAAGACAAGUUCUUCAACAUGUUACCCGUCACAACCACUCCUAAUUACGGAAAUGUCCUCCCCCAAACUUCCUCAUCCCCAUCGAUGCACAUGAAUCUCCACCAUCACCAUCAUCAAACCGAGGAACACCCGGUUAAAUGCGAACCGGACAUUGUCGAGUCCAAGAAGAGGAAGCCUAAUUCAAAAGCUGGUGGGGCCCCAACAAAGGCGAAGAAGCCUCGUAAACCAAAAGAGGAGAACGGUGACAGCAACAACGCUAACGUUUCGCGAGUCAAACCGGCUAAGAAAAGCUUCGACCUGGUUAUCAACGGAGUGAACAUGGACAUUUCCGGUUUACCCGUACCGGUCUGCACCUGCACUGGAGCUCCUCAGCAAUGCUACCGUUGGGGAUGCGGAGGUUGGCAAUCUGCGUGUUGCACCACGAACAUAUCGAUGCAUCCGUUGCCGAUGAGUACUAAGCGGCGUGGGGCGAGGAUCUCGGGGAGGAAGAUGAGUCAAGGCGCGUUUAAGAAGGUUCUUGAGAAACUUGCUUCUGAUGGGUUUAACUUUGGGAGCCCGAUUGAUCUUAAGAGCCAUUGGGCAAGACAUGGGACUAACAAGUUCGUCACCAUCAGAUGAUUAGUUAUCGUUACUUUGCUUUACUUUUUGUUGGGAGUCUGUUUGUUUGUUUGUCUGAGAGGAAGAAAGCGACUUAGAAAAUCUGCAGGGAAGUUUGAAUUCUUCUUUUUUGUAUUUUUUUCCCUUCCUUCUGUUAUCGUUAUAAACAUUUCACUGACUUGUAAUAGUAAGUUGUAACAGAUAAUUCUUUUCAAUUAAAUGUUUUCUCAGAUUACUAUUAA
Molecule: messenger RNA, 1182 nt
Organism: Brassica oleracea var. oleracea
Lineage: Eukaryota; Viridiplantae; Streptophyta; Magnoliopsida; Brassicales; Brassicaceae
Product: protein BASIC PENTACYSTEINE2-like
Exons: 2
Coding region: 122-961 (279 amino acids)
Biological process (GO): response to ethylene
Cellular component (GO): nucleus
Molecular function (GO): DNA-binding transcription factor activity; sequence-specific DNA binding
Source: RefSeq, a predicted model, not a curated record